This is a messenger RNA of Eimeria maxima, 1845 nucleotides long. RefSeq lists its product as hypothetical. Bases 1 to 1845 code for a protein of 614 amino acids. The record is from RefSeq and is a predicted model, not a curated record. NCBI's taxonomy places the organism in Eukaryota, Apicomplexa, Conoidasida, Eucoccidiorida, Eimeriidae. The transcript is spliced from 6 exons.
AUGUCUUGCCUCGGGAAGAAGUCGAAGGAAGAAGUCCCUGAGAAGAAGGACCCUGUCCUUGAGGAAGAGGCCGAGAAGCCCAACCCCGAACAGGAUACCCCCGCUGCAGCAGAGGGGGACCCUGCUGAAGCAAAGGAGGCCCCCGCUGAAGCAGAGGAAGCGCCCCCCGAUGCAGAUGAGGCCGCCGCCGAUGCAGAUGAGGCCCCACCGGAUGCAAAUGAGGCCCCUCCUGAUGCAAAGGAGGCCCCCUCUGAAGCAGAGAAGGCCCCCUCUGAAGCAGAGAAGGCCCCCUCUGAAGCAGAGAAGGCCCCCUCUGACGCAGAGAAGGCCCCCACCGAUGCAGAGAAGGCCUCCUCUGAAGCAGAGAAGGCCCCCUCUGAAGCAGAGAAGGCCCCCUCCGCAGUAGAGGAGGCCCCCUCUGAAGCAGAGAAGGCCCCCCGCGAAGCAGAGAAGGCCCCCUCUGAAGCAGAGAAGGCUCCCUCGGAAGCAGCGAGGGCUCUCUCGACAGCAGAGGAGGCUCCCGGUGAAGCAAAGGAGGCCCCCGAGGAAGCAAAGAAGACCCCCAAUGAAGCAAAGAAGGCCCCCGAGGAGGCAAAGAAGGUUGCCCCAGCAGCAAAGAAGGCCGCCCCUGCACCAAAGAAGGCCGCCCCUAAAGCAAAGGCGGCCCCCAGUGAAGCAAGGAAGAUCCCCCCUGAAGAAAAGAACUCCCCCCGUUCCUCUGCCUCACAAGAAGAGAUUGCUGCCCUACGUCGCGAGUUAUCAGGGUUAAGGAGGGAAAAGGAUGACUUGCAGAAACAGAUGGAGGAAGCAAAGAAAAGGGCAGAUGAACUAGAGAGACAGCUACGUAGGCUUCCUACUGAUACACGUAAUGCCCUACAAAGGGAGGAUACAGAUGCAUCGGGGCCCCUGGGAUACCCAUGGAUGAAGGACCGUCAUAACAGCAACAGCAGCAGAGGAGAGAAAUACUUACUCUCUCCUAUUCAAUCACACAAUUCUUUCCCCCUUGACAGGAAACAGUCAGAAAAGGAGACAGAAGAGCCGCCAAUAGAGACAAGGACACAACAUACACAAGAAGAGACAACAACAGAGCCAGAGAAAGAACCCCACCAGGAGGAAGACCCCCAUGUGGAAGAGGGCCCUGAGGAGGAGGAGGAGCCUAAGAAACACCCUAAGAGUAGAGAAGUGUCUCCUCUUUCUGUUGCUGCAUUAAGGGAGAGAAAGGAGAAGGAGCGACCUGAAGAGACGAAGGCUAGAGACAGGGAUAAGGAAGUAGAGGAGAGUGCACGUUUACCCGCACAAGAAGAGACAGGGAGGAGUAAAAAAGACAGACAGGCUCCCCCACAAGAAGAGACAAAUGGGAAGAAAGAGAGACAGGGGACCCUGCAGAAGCUGCGGAGACGAUUAGGCCGCUCUCUUACUCCUAAGACGUCACAGGAGGAGGAGACACUUAAUAAACCUCCAGUGUCUCCUUAUGGAUGCACACAAUGCGUUACGCUUACUGAUGAAAAGGAGACACUUAAAGCGGAGCUUGAAGCAACACACAUUAAAGUUGAAGAACUUAGAAGGGAGGCACAAGAGGCAGAAGAAAGAACACAAUUAGUCGUACAAAAAGUUCGUCUGCUUUGCUGCCGAUGCUGCGCUGCUGCUGCUGCUGCUGCUGUCGCUAAUUGUGGCUCUUUUUACUACCUCUCUGCUUCUGGUGCUGCGGCUAAUAUUGCAGCAAGCCAACUCAAGGCCCAGAAAGCACGUCUGGCGUACCUUGGACGGCGAAAAGGGUACGAAAUGCGGAUAGCCGCGUUGGUGGACAAAGUGUACGACAUGGAGAGAGAGCCUCCGCUGCCGUAA